AUGGAUGAGUUUGGUGUAUCAUUGGAACAGUUUGUCUUUAAUAAAAUUAAUCAAAUCGCUGGUCUGGAAGAGAAUCUUAUGCAACAGUUGACAUCAGUUGUAGGAUUUAUUCACAAAAAAGAUAUUUAUUCGCUGAAUUUGAAUGUAUUCAAUGUACGUGUCGUCUUUAAAAAUGGUCGGUUACUGAUUAAACUUUUAAAUUUUCAUAAUGCCCAAUCUCUAAAUGGGAAUAAAAUCCGUUUUUCACGAACUCCUGGCAUGUUGUCAGAUAUUUACGAUCUAGGAUGUAUUUUCUUUUUCGUAUUAUCCAAAAGACACAAUCUCAAAGAAGAAACGACCAAUUUAGGAAGCAAUAUGAUUGUUUGUAUAUUGCAAAGUUUUGAAAACAGCAAUAAAACAUGGAAAAAUGUUCUUUGCAUUGACAUGAUAAAAAGAAUGAUGAAGCCGAACGAGAAUGCAAGACCAAACAUUAACGAAAUAAAAUCCCAUCCAUAUUUCUGGGAAGUUGAUAAGAUAGCGAAAAUGAUAAUAAACGUAAGCAAAAUGUUUGAAGAUAACAAUGGAAGCAAUCAAGACUUUAAAAUGAAACUGGAGAGAACUAAAAAACAAGUUAUUGGAGGAAAUUGGAAAUCAAAAAUUGAUAACGAAAUACUGGAAGAGAUUUGCAAACAUCGGAUGUAUGACGGUCAAAAGCUUUAUCAAUUAGUUCAAGCAAUCAGAAAUAUUUUGGUUCAUCAAACUUCUCCUGUGAUAGCAGAUAAUAUGGGAACAACAAUCGAAGAUAUUUUGGAAUAUUGGCUUAAAAAAUUUCCUAAACUUGUUGUCCAUCUUUGGCAAGUCGCUAAGGAUCAUAAUUUGCUUUAG
Clunio marinus is the source of this 864-nucleotide messenger RNA. NCBI's taxonomy places the organism in Eukaryota, Metazoa, Arthropoda, Insecta, Diptera, Chironomidae. The record is from the annotation of a GenBank genome assembly.